UGUCAUUACCGGAUGUUUGAUGUUUUUGUGGCAUCUGUCUUUUAGUUCUAUCGUGGUGGAGAGACAGCCCUGUAUGCCCACUCACCCUCAAAGACCCAUGGUGUUGAAGACUGGGGUGCAGUUCACUGUCAAAAUCAGACUCCUGGUGAAGCUCCAGGAGUUCAACUACCAGCUCAAAGUCAAAGCUGUGUUUGACAAGAACGUCACUGAGAAGAGCACAGUGAGAGGAGUAGAAAUGUUUUGGUCUCUGUUAUCCUACUUAAACCUGAAGAAGCCUAGUUAG
Molecule: messenger RNA, 283 nt
Organism: Oncorhynchus gorbuscha (pink salmon)
Lineage: Eukaryota; Metazoa; Chordata; Actinopteri; Salmoniformes; Salmonidae
Product: signal transducer and activator of transcription 1-alpha/beta-like
Exons: 3
Coding region: 20-283 (87 amino acids)
Biological process (GO): regulation of transcription by RNA polymerase II; regulation of cell population proliferation; type I interferon-mediated signaling pathway
Molecular function (GO): RNA polymerase II cis-regulatory region sequence-specific DNA binding; DNA-binding transcription factor activity, RNA polymerase II-specific
Source: RefSeq, a predicted model, not a curated record